This is a messenger RNA of Drosophila ficusphila, 701 nucleotides long. RefSeq lists its product as uncharacterized. The coding region runs from base 406 to 510 and encodes 34 amino acids. Lineage: Eukaryota; Metazoa; Arthropoda; Insecta; Diptera; Drosophilidae. The record is from RefSeq and is a predicted model, not a curated record. The transcript has 2 exons.
UGUUUAUUGUUUUGUGGCAGAAUCAGUUUUUGUUUAAACAAAGUCAGCCCGCUGUUUUAGUUUAAAAGCAAGAAUUCAAAACCAUUUCUUUUUUUCUAAACUUAUUAGUUGGGCUUUCCUUAUCAGAUUUGUAAAGCAUUAACAUGGAGUUUUUUAAUCGUUAUAUGUUAUAUAUAGUAUAGCUGAUUUAUUUAACUAUCAAAUUAGGUGAUAGCAUUUAAAAUUCUUGAAAAAUCAAAUUAAAUGUAACCCUGAGCUCUAUUCUAUGCUGUUUGUGUAUACCUCACAUGAUUCCAGCACUUUUGGGACUUCAAUGUUCCGAGGCCGCAGCACAAUUGAUAGUUACACCUCAGUUCUUGAUUGAAUUUCGAGCAAACUAGACGCACUUUGUGCUGAGAAAGAGAAAUGGGAACUAGUUGGUUUAAUGGCACAACACUUUUAUUUGGCUUUUGCAGUGCCGUCUAUGUAUUGUUUUUAACAUUUGCAAUAUUAACUUUAGUUAUGUGUUAAAUAACUUACAUUAAUAUCCUAUUGUUUCCAAUGCAAUAACCUGAUUUCGGAUUGUAUAAUUUUUUAAGUUGUUGUUGACAAAAUGAAGCAUAUGGUUGGCUCCUAUCCGCCCAAGAAGGAAAUUCAAUUUUAUUUGACGCCCGCUGAGGAGGCACCCUCUGGCACAUUUUCCCGCGGCACGUACUCGGUCA